AUGAUCAAUUCGUGGUUUCAGGGUGGUCCUAGCUUUAGAGAUGAGCCCGUGUCGCUCAUGGAUAGUUGGCGGGCGUAUGAGGCCCAGGGUGGUGGUCUAGACAUGGAGAGUGGCGAGGGUGCGUCGUCGUCUGUAGCAGGUGGGGGUGGAUCUUCAGAAGGUGCAGCAGCUAGCGGAAUUUCCGGACUUAGCUUCGACGCUUUCACGCCGUAUUUUCAAAACGCAUCAGACUCCGUCAAUGCAACAUGGUCUAGUGUGUCGAAGAACGUGCAGGAGUUGCCGGGAAGCAUCCAGAAGCAGGCGAACGUGCUGCCGUCGAGUAAAGCUCUGAUGUACUUCGUGGUGGUGCUGGCGACGGGCGUGUUCUUCCUCUUCCUCGCCUUCUCCAUGUUCCUCCCAGUCAUUGUGCUCGCUCCCCAGAAAUUCGCUGUGUGCUUCACCAUCGGCUGCCUGCUUGUGGUGGGGUCCUUCUUUGUGCUCAAAGGGCCCAUGGUGCAGCUCCAAAGCAUGACCUCCGCUGAGAGGCUCCCAUUUUCGUUGUUCCUUGCGGGGAGCAUGGUCAGCACAAUCUAUUGUUCAAUGGUUCUUCACUCUUAUCUGCUUUCAGUUAUAUCGUCGGGGGCACAGGUACUUGCACUUGUUUAUUACGUCGUGUCUUUCUUCCCUGGCGGCACCACUGGCUUGCGCUUUCUCACAUCCAUCAUAGCCGUGCAAGAUCUGCGACGUGCGUUCGCGAAAUACAACGAUGCGUGGUUUCCCGUCUCCGGCGCAUCUAUUCCUGCAGGUGUCGAGCACAAAGUCACCAUGGCAGCCGUGGGGUGUCAAGCAAUGAUGAAGUCAUUCCUCGUCAGCACCACUCUCAAGAAUGGCGGCGAUUCGUUUCACUCACAAGCCACCAGCCGACCAGCGUCACAUAGUCGUCGCAACUCGCCGCGUCUAGCGGUUAGAGCGGCGGCGAAGACAGCGGAUGAUCCGGCGGCAAAGGCGCUUCAGGCGAAGUCGUUAGGCGAGCUGCGGGCGAUGGCGAGGGAGAAAGGGCUGCGCGGCGAUACCAAGGCAGAGCUGGUCAAGCUGCUGCUGCAGACCCAGCCGUCCUCCGCAUCCCCCGUGCAGCCGUCCGCAGUGAUCCCUCCCCCCGAGUCAACGCUCAGACCCACCACUCCAGCUCCCACCGCCGCCACCAGCACAGCGAGCGCGGGUUCCGGCGGCAAGGGCGGCAAGGCGGAGGCGGCGAAGGCGCUGGAGGCGAUGAGCACGGCGCAGCUGCGCGCCAUGGCGCGGGAGAAGGGGCUCCGGGGCGACACGCGCGCCGAGCUGAUUAAUCUCCUCGUAGCCGCGCUCCCCGAGUCCGCCAAGCCCACCUCCAACGCCUCGGUCAUGCCGCGGCCCCUCCCCCCAUCCGCCUCUCCUGCUGCUGCAGCAGCAGCCGCCGCUGCAGCCUCUGGUGACGGCAACGGCGCGAGCAGCAGCAGCAGCAGGGAGUCGGAAGUGGCGGAGGCAGAGGUGGUUCUGCCACCAUUCGCCUCGGACAUCCCCCCUGGUGGCAUUGCUAUCAGCCAAGUGCAGAAGCAGCCAGGGGCCAAGGCGGGCAGUGGGGCGACGGCAAAGGAGGUGAAGGAGGCAGCAGCGGAGCUGAAGCAGGGGCAGUUCGUGCGCUCCGUGCUCAUAGGCGGCUUUGGCCUCGCGCUCGUGCCUCUCGUUCUGCCCCUCGCCCCCACCAACAGACUCGUCCCAGGCUCGCCCGCUGAACAGUUGGCAGCGCAGCUAGGGGAGGAGGCGACAGUGCUGCUCAACUCACUGCUGGACACGCAGGCUGUCACGGUGAGCCAGCUGCAAGCGCUCAUGCCUCUCAUCUCACCAGACCUGGACCCCACCACGCGGGCUGCCAGAGCUGCUUGUUCGCCGCAACGAUUAGAGGCUUUCACACGCUUUGGAUCACUCGAGGACAUGGAGUGCGCAGAUGCUUUGCGGUUAUCAGUAGGGAGAAAUCUAACUCUUGGGCCUUCAUGGCAAACCCAACCAGAUGGCUCUGACUCAAGAAGCGGAGGAGCUGGUCACGGUCGUCAAAUCGAGAAGGAUAGUGUGGUCGUCAGAAAGAGGCCUCGAGAAGAAACCGCGAAAGACCUGCUCUGCACGAAAGCGAGUCGCGAAAAAAUGCGACGUGAUCGCUUGAACGACAGAUUUCUUGAGUUGGGGAGAGAGCUCGACCCGGAUCUGCCUCCCAAGACAGACAAAGCCGUGAUUCUGAACGACACUGUGAAGCUUCUGACGCGUUUAAAAGAAGAGGCGAUUGCCCUGACAGAAAGCAACCGGCAACUACGUGACCAGAUAAAGGAACUAAAGGUGGAAAAGUCGGAGCUCCGCGAGGAGAAGUCACGGCUGAAGGCUGAGAAGGACGCGCUGCAAGGGAAGCUGCACUCGUUGCCCGUCCCUGCCACUGGUUGUUUUACAUCCCAGGCAGCUGCAGCAGCGGCAGCAGCAGCACUCCAAGCUGCAGCAGUGGCAACGUUUUCUGAUCAAAUCGCAGCAAAACCAGUGGACUACAGCCACGUGUUUGCUGUGGCUCCGCCGCCCAUGGACGCAGCGGAUCAGAACACGGGCAUGUGGCAAUGGUUGCCGCCCAAUGCUGCUGACAUCUCCAGAGAUCAUAUUCUUCGCCCUCCUGUUGCUUGA
Messenger RNA from Closterium sp. Yama58-4, 2673 nucleotides. The record is from the annotation of a GenBank genome assembly. Lineage: Eukaryota; Viridiplantae; Streptophyta; Zygnematophyceae; Desmidiales; Closteriaceae.